AUGAAACCACUGAUUGUUGUUGUUGGUGCAACAGGUCGACAAGGUGGAAGUGUAAUCAAUGCAUUAAUUAAUUCGAAUAAAUGGACAAUACGUGGUCUUUCAAGAAAUGUUACAUCAGAAGAUAGUCAAAAAUUAAUUGCAAAAGGUGUUGAAAUGAUAUCGUGUAAUGUAAAUUCGUUAGAUGAAUGUUUAGAAGCCUUUAAAGGAUCUUAUGGCGUAUUUGCUAUGACUAAUUUUUGGGAAAGUGGUGCAACUAAAGAAUAUGAACAAGGUAUGAAUAUGGUCAAUGCAGCACGACAACAAGGUGUAAAACAUUUUAUUUGGAGUAGUUUACCUGAUACAAUGGCUAUUUCUAAUGGGCAACUUGAUUUACCACAUUAUAUGAUGAAAGCUCGUAUUGAAUCUUAUAUUCGUUCUCAACAAGACCCACCAUUAUUUCCUUACACAACAUUUAUUUAUGUUGGUUUUUAUUAUCAAAAUUUUCAAACAUUUUUUCAACCAACAAAUGAUUUUGAAUUUCGUGUUUUACUUCAACCAACUGCUCGUCUUCCUCUUUAUGAUGUUCGUGAUACAGGUCCUGUUGUUGUACAAUGUUUCGAACAUCCUGAUCGAUGGGGACAAGGAAAUAUUAUUCCAAUUGUUGCUGAACGAUUAACAAUGGAUGAAAUAUGUGAGACAAUACGACGCGUUACAGGAAAUAAAAAAAUUCGAUAUACACCAUUAACAUAUGAUCAAUGUAUUGGACAAGCAAAAGAAACACUUGAUAAUAUGAGAUGGUAUAAUGAAUAUGGAGAUGUUGAAGAAAGACAUGCAGAAAAAACAAAACAAGUUUAUAAUCAAAUGAAAACAUUAGCAGAAUGGAUUGAAGAAACAAAAUGGUUGAUGAAUAAAAAAACUGAACAAUAA
Molecule: messenger RNA, 906 nt
Organism: Rotaria sp. Silwood1
Lineage: Eukaryota; Metazoa; Rotifera; Eurotatoria; Philodinida; Philodinidae
Source: the annotation of a GenBank genome assembly